AUGUCAGCUCCAUCUGUACCUAAUAAGCCCCAGCAUUCUCGUCGUGAUACGGCGUUGAUUCAUGGUCUUUCGACCUCGGAGGUCCAGGCCUUGUCCGAGGCUUGCAUUGAAGCCAAGGGUAGAGCUUACUGCCCUUACUCCAAGUUCAGAGUCGGAGCUUCUCUGCUCCUAACCUCUGGCCAAAUCAUCCGUGGCGCAAACGUUGAAAACGCAGCAUACCCCGUCGGAACCUGCGCCGAGCGAACAGCUUUAGGCACCGCCGUCGUAGAGGGAGCUCGACGAGGAGACAUCCGCGCUCUUGCGGUGGCUACAGAUAUUUCGCCGCCGGCUAGUCCUUGUGGAAUGUGUAGACAGUAUAUCAGGGAGUUUUGCGAACCUAGUAUGCCGGUUUUGAUGUAUGACAAGGAUGGAAAGAGUACGGUGCUUACGUUGGAGCAGCUUUUGCCCAUGAGCUUUGGGCCGGAGAGCUUGCCUAUGCAUUGA
Messenger RNA from Aureobasidium subglaciale EXF-2481, 483 nucleotides. RefSeq lists its product as uncharacterized. Gene Ontology annotation, molecular function: cytidine deaminase activity; zinc ion binding. NCBI's taxonomy places the organism in Eukaryota, Fungi, Ascomycota, Dothideomycetes, Dothideales, Saccotheciaceae. The record is from RefSeq and is a predicted model, not a curated record. The coding region runs from base 1 to 483 and encodes 160 amino acids. The transcript is spliced from 3 exons. Gene Ontology annotation, cellular component: cytosol.